CUGUGCUCGCUGUCAGCGCUGGGAGCCGUUCGGUUUCCUGCCGGUUGGGGCGAGCGUCUCUGUCCGUGGUGGCGGCGGUGGAGGAAAGGAAGAGCAUAAUUAAAAAAAAAAAGAGAGAGAGAAACCGUGUUAAAAACGAUCAGCGAGAAAUACAAAGCACAACACCAUGGGAACCCGAGACGACGAGUACGAUUAUUUAUUUAAGGUGGUGCUGAUCGGCGACUCCGGCGUGGGCAAGAGCAACCUGCUGUCCCGCUUCACCCGCAACGAGUUCAACCUGGAGAGCAAGAGCACCAUCGGCGUGGAGUUCGCCACCCGCAGCAUCCAGGUGGACGGCAAGACGAUAGCGGACAACAACAUCGUCAUCAUGCUGGUGGGCAACAAGAGCGACCUGCGCCACCUGAGGGCGGUGCCCACUGACGAAGCUCGAGCGUUCGCAGAGAAGAAUAACUUAUCAUUUAUUGAAACAUCUGCCUUGGACUCAACCAACGUAGAAGAGGCUUUCAAAAACAUCCUCACAGAGAUUUACCGGAUUGUAUCACAGAAGCAGAUCGCUGACCGGUCGGCACAUGACGAGUCUCCAGGCAACAAUGUGGUGGACAUCAGUGUGCCCCCCACCACUGACGGGCAGAGACCCAGCAAACUGCAGUGCUGCCAGAACCUGUGACCUCCGAUCUCUGCGGGACCCCCCCUCCCCAUCCCACUUUCUCCAGCCUUCGUCUCCGCUUUUGGCCCCCGAGUGUCGUGCAGCUGCUGUCCCGUAUUCCCUGUGAUUUCCGUGGAUCUCCUUCAUCUCUCAAAGCUGUAACUUUAAUGCUAACAUUCCUUUUUGUCGUCUUUUCCUUAUUUUUCACUUUCCUUUUUUCUCCCCUCCCCAUUAUUCCUCGAGCCUCUGAAUUUCCCCCUUUUACUGUAACAAGAUUAUUCAGUCCAGGGAAAUUCUGCACUGAUCACGUGACCCACUCCUGGUGAAGGGAUGGUGAGGGAUCAGUCUUGUCAGGUGCUGCCUCUCUUGAAGUCAGUUCCUCGGGUUCCCUGUUCCAAGCAGGGCAUGAAAUGAGCAAGUGUAGCAGGAAUCUCAAUGGAAUCUUUCCAUAAAUUUACCUGUACAAAGGUCUUUCAAAAGAUGCUUUCAAGUGGAUCAUGUAAUAAGGUUGUGACGGCACCAGAAAGGAGGCAGGAGUUUAGCUUUACUGGCAGCCUUAAUUGUGAGGACCAAGUUACCAGAGCAGUACAGUUAUGUACUGUUUGCCAGUGGUGCACUGGUAAUACUGGGUGUGAUCAUGACAUUUAAGUACACUGUCCUCAAGUCUAGCAGUCUUCACCAGUGCUCCUGAGAAUUUGUGAAUGUGCUUUUUAAAUGUUUUCUCCUGCACUGUAUGGCGGAUUGUUUCGCCAAUCAAACUUCGUAAUAAAGUCAAUAAAGUUAAUUAUAUACCGCAGCAAUGCAUCUGGUAUCGUACGAAAUGUAUUUUAAAAAGCAGCUUUUGUGAAGAGGAGCUUUUUGCAAGUUCUGUUCUGUAUUUGGAGAACAGAGAUGGUGAACCUAAUGGCAAGAUAUCUGGGUUGGCUUAAGCUUCAUUGGUUGCAAAAUUACCUGGAUUGAAUCCUGCUGAUGGUUAGUUAGUCAACUCUGGUUGCCUUUCUUGUCACUUGAAAGGUGUUUUAAUUGCAUUUCAUAAAAUACCAUAAAACGUUCCUUCGAAGUGAGAAGAAAAGGCCUUACAGCAGCCUUCAGUUAUACUCCCCCUUUCGGCUCAUUAAACCUGGUAAUACCAGGACGUUUCAUAUCAUCUUCUUAACUAUCUUGUCUACUAGCAUUGUCUGUCUUGGUUACAGCUGAUUUUCUGCUCAAGAAACAAGUAGACAAAAUACACUAAAAACAAUUUGCUCCAUGUGACAACCCAGAUGUUUACAUAAUGACUUAAUCCUCUCUGAAGCCCUGUGGCUUUGCAUCGGACAAUGCAAAAUUUCACGCUCUGUAACGCUUGCAUUAACAACGGCUCACAGCGAUAGACUGUAUCUUCCUAUCGAUGGCCUUUGAUCAGUGGACAAUGGGGGUGACUGGUUGACCCUUUCAGUUUUUGCAUGUCAGUGCUCUUACUUUAUUCCUUGUAAAGUAUAAUCUUAGACAUGUUAGAGAUUUAAUAUAGAAGCAAUACCCAUCAUGUAUAUAACCUCAAAUCUUCUGACUAUUUACAGCUUUGUAAACAAAUGGCAUUGUUUCUCUUGUCCUUGAGGGUCUGACUUUUGUCAUGUUUUCCCAAAGUGACGACUAGUGGCAUUGCAACCACUGUUCCAGGCUUCCAUGGUCUUGGUGUUGCCUUAGAAAAAGCCACAAGUGUUUUUAUUUAAAACAGUUUUUUUAAAUAGAACAUAAAAGAAGACCUGAAAAUGUAAUGUGACUUAUAGGAGAAGCUAUGUUCAUAUGCAACACAAACUGACUUCUUCAGACAUUCUACGCUUUUUGGGGUGUUAAAGUAGUUAAAACAUUAAACCAUUUAGAAAGCAAGUCUAAACUGAGUGUCUGUGGAUUCAAAUCUUGUAUUUACAGCAUAUCGUAAUGAACAGUUUAGUUGAGCACCACCACAAUUUUUUAAUGAAUUUUCUUUUCAAUCAAUCACGUUCCUUGUAUUUAUACCUGGCAUCUUCGACCUAGUGCUUAAAUAAUGGUAUCGCGAUACUAAAUGAAGUCUGAAGUGCAUUUGAAGAUCUAGAUUUGAAAUUCUCAUCUAUAACACUGGAAAGUGAGUCAUGACAGUUUUUAUGUUUGCUAGAUUUCAUUCACUCCCUUUAUCUGCAGUUGUUUAUGUAUUUCUGUUAAGUGCAAUCCACUAUGUAAAUAUAUAUGCGUCACUUAAUUUCUGCAUGGAUAAUAUGUAUGGUGCAUAAAUAUGUUGCCAAACCUAAGUAAA
This is a messenger RNA of Lepisosteus oculatus (spotted gar), 2915 nucleotides long. Lineage: Eukaryota; Metazoa; Chordata; Actinopteri; Semionotiformes; Lepisosteidae. The record is from RefSeq and is a predicted model, not a curated record.